AUGGCUUCUCUUAUUUCUUUUUCUUCUCUCCCAAAACCAAAAGCUGUAAGAAGUUUACUCUCAUCUCCUCAGACAGAGACAAUAACUGAAGGUCUUGAAGAUAAAUUCGGACGAAAAGGCAUAAAAUUUUCGGAAUCAAACAAUGUUCCUAUGGUCGAGCUUAAGGUCAGAAAUGGAAGCUCCUUAAAACUGAGUCUAUCAGAUGCUCAUGUGGUUUCAUAUAAGCCAAAGGUAUAUUGGAAAGACGACGGAUUCGAAGAAGUUCUUUACACUGUUGAUGGUGGUGAUAAUAAGACCAAAGGUGGGGUUGGUCUUGUAAUGGUAAACGGAGACGAAGCUACUGGACCGAAAGGAGGGUCUUCUUCAGUGAUAUCAGGUUGUGAUUGGAGUGUCAAGGACACUGAUUCUGAUGCCAUUGAUGCUCUUCAGAUCGAAUUGAGCUGUACGGCCGGGUUUCUCGACUUAACUUAUAUCGUCUCUCUCUACCCGAUAAGCAUGGCUACAGCCCUGGUUGUGAAAAACAAUGGGCGCAAACCGGCCACUCUUAAACCCGGGAUUAUGAGUUACUUGAGGUUCAAGAAACGGAGUGGGGCUGGAAUUCAAGGACUAAAAGGAUGUUCUUAUUGCCCUAACCCGCCUUUAUCAUCACCUUAUGAGCUCUUGUCUCCUUCCGAGGCAAUGAAGCCGGACUCCUCAGGGUGGUUUGGGUCAGAAGAAGGCGAAAAGCCGGGGAUUUGGGCAGUAGAAGACUCUGUCAUUACACUUCUUGAAAAAAAGAUGAGUAGAGUCUAUGGUGCUCCUCCGGCUGAGAGAUUAAAGGCUGUCUAUAACACUCCACCUUCUAAAUAUGAAACCAUCGAUCAGGGAAGAGGAUUGUUCUUCAGGAUGAUAAGGAUAGGAUUCGAGGAUAUGUAUGUGGGAAGCCCAGGAUCGAUGUGGGACAAAUAUGGGAAGCAACAUUACUUUGCCUGCACCGGUCCCGCGUCGAUGCUUGUUCCCGUUGAUGUUGCCGCCGGGGAGACUUGGAGAGGAGCAAUGGUAAUCGAGCAUGAUAAUUUGUAA
Arabis nemorensis is the source of this 1062-nucleotide messenger RNA. The record is from the annotation of a GenBank genome assembly. Lineage: Eukaryota; Viridiplantae; Streptophyta; Magnoliopsida; Brassicales; Brassicaceae.